AUGUGUUAAGUGUUUAACUAGUUUUAUUAAAAUUAAAAUUAAUUAUUAAUCAAAUUGGUUGAUUUAUUAACAAUUGAUGUUCUAAUUAUAAUAUAAACCACACCAUUGAGUGUUGGUUGAUAUUAUGUAUUCGUCAAGCGAAGAAGAUUCACCUUCAAAUCCUAUUGGAAUAUUAGUAUCACAUAGACAACUUGAAGGCUGGUUAUCACAAGCAAAUCCAAUUCCUUCUCCAUCUGAAUUGUAUACUUUUCGCUGUCCGUACACUUUACGCAAGACUGAACAGUUUCGAUUUAUGAAUCAACUUUGGACUAUAGGUGAUAUCGUAUCUUUGAGUGGAUCAAAAUCAAACAAAAUCUUUUAUGCACAAAUUAUUAAGUUACAUGAAAAUGAAUUAUGUGAAAAACGAGCAAAAAUCAUGUGGUUGGCACCUAAAGCAAACAUUGGAGUCACCGAUGAAUCAAAAAAGGAGUGUUCCAAACCUAUUUGAGUAUAAAAAACACAUUGGUACUGAUUACCUGGUUAAUACACAUAUUGUAUCACAUGCAGAAAGAUAUGCAGAAUCUGAUGAAGACGACGGACCUAAGUCCAAAAGCAAAGUGAGGCGGCUACUUAACAAGUGAAUAAAAUAAUUAUAUUAAUUAUUUUAUAAUAUACCUAUUGUAAUUUGUAAGCCAAAAUUAUCAUUGAUGAUGUGUUCCUAUCUUGGAUGAAACAAUAAAAUGUCUUAUUAAUAUACAAUUAAUGUAGGUACGUAAUUGUAAUAAAACCAUGUUUGUUUCAAAUGUAAUUCACACUAUUAUCUAUUUAUGAAUUUCUAAAACAUAUUUUAUAAUUUGUUAAAAAUUAGCUAUGUUAAAACAUAAUUUUAAGAAAUCAUUGUAUAUUUAUUUUUAGUACUUUGCAUAUGUAUUCGGUAAAUCUGUAGUAUUAUUUUUCGUAUCUUUGUCAUUUGUAUAGAAAUUUAAUAAAUAUAGAAAUAAAUAAAUGUACAUUAUGAUAUUAAUAUUUAAGUCAGGUUAGGUUAGGUUAAAAUAUUAUGCAUAGUUAUGCAUAAAUAGAUUCAGCUUUCAUACUAUUAUAUUAAGUAUACCGUAUACUUACUGUCUUACUAAUAUUAUGAAAAAUAAAAUAUUUUGAUUACAUAUAUAAAUAUAAUUAUUAAAUCUUAAGUGAUACCUAAGUUUUAAAGUAUUCUUUUUAUUAAUUUUACCAAUAUGUACAUACAUAUAUACUACAUUAUAAAGUAUCAAUAUAAUAUAAUAAUUCACACUCUUAUAUGUUCUAAUCUCAAACUUGUUGAAUAAUAUUUUUAUUAUGAUUUUAUUCUCUUAAUUUUGCCAACUGGUAUAACCGCGGUCACCGCUAUUCCUGAAGCUACCUAAAUAUUUUAAUGUCAUAUGCUCUAUUUCUCAAUUUACUUCUCUAAUUGCUGUAUAUAAUAUUGUUUUUUUAAUAAAUUAUAAAUACAUAAAUGUAAU
Molecule: messenger RNA, 1478 nt
Organism: Myzus persicae (green peach aphid)
Lineage: Eukaryota; Metazoa; Arthropoda; Insecta; Hemiptera; Aphididae
Product: GATA zinc finger domain-containing protein 1-like
Exons: 2
Coding region: 125-487 (120 amino acids)
Source: RefSeq, a predicted model, not a curated record